Messenger RNA from Apiotrichum porosum, 891 nucleotides. RefSeq lists its product as uncharacterized. Lineage: Eukaryota; Fungi; Basidiomycota; Tremellomycetes; Trichosporonales; Trichosporonaceae. The transcript has 3 exons. The record is from RefSeq and is a predicted model, not a curated record. The coding region runs from base 1 to 891 and encodes 296 amino acids.
AUGAGUUCGGUGUUUGACGAGCGCGACGGUACAGCCACUCCCUGCCUUGAAGUCGACCUGUUCGCCGACCCGCGUACUUGGACCGGGGAGCAGCCUGAACUCAAGAUCAUUCCGUGGGACCCGGACGAGUUUUCCGACUUUGAAGCUGUCGACGACUCGGAAGACGACUUUGACACCAUGUCGCACGACGGCCAUGGCUCGGGAGGCCAAUCCACACCCACCUCCAUGUCACGCACUCCCAGGCUCCUGGGCAAGACCAAACCCAAGUCCAAGUCCAAGACGACCAAGACCAAGACCGAACCGCACGCUGUCGACUUUAUCCCCAUCCUGCACUCGGACGACUCGCACGACCACCUCUCCGUCGCCUCCGACACCACCACCCGCUACCUCACUGCCUCCCCGGCCUCGCUUUCCACGCUCCACGAAGACGAAUACGUCCCCUGCACGGAAUGUAAAGCGGACAAGUCGGUUCCCGACUACUUGAAGGGACAGAUGUACCCCACGGAAGACCUGCAGUCCCACAUCGACUACUUUCAUUCCGACAAGGAACGCAUGUUGCGCUGGGUCGACUCGUUCAGUGUCAACCGCGAAGAGGACGGUGGGUGGGGGAGCAGGGAGGCGUUCCCUUGUCCGAGCGUUGGAUGCCAUGCCGUAUUUGUUGUCGCAUCGGCGUUCGCACAGCACGUUGUCACCGCCCACAUCCGCGACACCGGUCCUCCUCCCAUGCUCGACCCGGAAUUCAUGCUGGCCCUCGCUACCGCCGCCGCGGGCGGUGCUGGCGACCUCGCGCGGCACGCCAAGAGUCACAUGCGCCGUCUGGAGAAGGAGGCAGGAGUCGUUCGCGAGGAGAAGGUGGUUGUGGUGAGGAGGAAGAAGCGCAGUCCCAACUAG